UAUGAGUUUACCGAAUUAGAGUACUAACUCAAACACCCUUAUACAGUGUGUUGACCUGGAGAGAUACGUCUCGUUGUGUGCGGUUAUAAAGCAACGAAUUCAGAAUGGGACUACCAACUUUGGAGUUUAGCGAUUCUUUUUUGGACAGUCCUGACUUCAGAGAGAGACUCAAAUGCCAUGAAAUUGAGUUGGAUCGCACCAACAAGUUCAUUAAGGAACUCAUAAAAGACGGGAACUCGCUUAUUACUGCGCUGAAAAACCUUUCUGUGGCUGUGCAGAAGUUCUCCCAGUCUCUACAGGAGUUCCAGUUUGAGUGUAUUGGUGAUGCUGAAACAGACGAUGAGCUGAACAUCGCUCAGUCCUUCAAAGAGUUCUCUCAGCUCUUAAACACUGUGGAGGAGGAGAGGAGACGCCUGAUUCAGAACGCGGAUGAUGUGCUGAUCACGCCCUUGGAGAGAUUCCGUAAAGAACAGAUUGGCGCGGCAAAGGAAGGAAAGAAGAAGUUUGACAAGGAAACGGAGAGAUAUUACACGACUCUGGAGAAACAUCUAAACCUGUCAUCCAAGAAGAAAGAGUCUUUUCUCCAAGAGGCAGACACACAGAUUGAUAAGGAAAGGCAGCUCUUUUGCGACGCCUCGCUGGAAUACGUUUUCAAAAUCCAAGAGGUCCAAGAGAAGAAGAAAUUUGAGUUUGUCGAACCACUACUUGCCUUCCUGCAGGGACUUUUCACCUUCUAUCAUGAAGGCUACGAGCUGGCCCACGAAUUUGAACCUUACAAACAGCAGCUACAGUUCAACCUACAGAACACAAGAAACAACUUUGUAAGCACUAAACAGGAAGUGGAGAAGCUGAUGAAGAGGAUAAGGUCGGUGGAUCAGGACUACAUGCCCCCGGGGCAGUGGACCAUGGAGGGUUACCUGUAUGUCCAGGAGAAACGACCUUUGGGUUGCACAUGGGUACGACAUUACUGUAUGUAUGACAAAGGAAGCAAGACCUUCACCAUGAUUAAUGCGGAUACCAAGUCUGCCGGGAAACAGAAUGGAGUAGUGCCAAACCCCCCUGAAAUGUUCAAGCUGAAAUCAUGCAUUCGGAGAAAGACGGACUCCAUCGACAAACGUUUCUGCUUUGAUAUCGAGGUGGUGGAGAGGCAUGGCAUCAUCACCCUUCAGGCUCUGUCAGAGUCCAACCGGAGACUGUGGCUGGAGGCCAUGGAUGGUAAAGAGCCGAUCUACAACCUACCAGCUAUCCUGAGCAAGAAAGAAGAGACGUAUCUGAAUGAUGCUGGUUUUAACUUCGUGAAAAAAUGCAUAGAACUGGUGGAAAUCAGAGGAAUCAACACUUUGGGCCUGUACAGAAUAGGAGGAGUAAAUUCUAAAGUUCAGAAGCUCAUGUCAACAGUCUUCUCAGCCAAAGCUCCCCCUGAUAUGGACCUGGACCCAGACACAUGGGACAAUAAGACCAUCACCAGUGGCCUGAAAAACUACCUCAGGUGUCUCUCCGAGCCUCUCAUGACAUACCGGCUUCAUAAGGACUUCAUCAUGGCUGUCAAGUCUGAUGAUCAGAACUAUAGAGUGUGUGCAGUCCAUGCGUUGGUGCACAAACUGCCUGAGAGAAACAGAGAAAUGUUGGAGAUUCUCAUCAGUCACCUGCUGACCGUGUCCACUCACAGUGAGAAUAACCUAAUGACCGUGUCUAACCUGGGGGUGAUCUUUGGCCCCACACUCAUGAGGUCACAGGAGGAGACCGUGGCCGCCAUGAUGAACAUCAAGUUCCAGAAUGUGGUGGUGGAGAUCCUUAUCGAGAACUGUGAAAAGAUAUUCCACCAGCCCCCAGACCCUAACGUACCCCUGCCACAGCCCCAGUCGCGGCCUGGCUCCCGCCGCACCAAAGCCAUCUGUCUGUCCACAGGCUCACGCAAGCCCAAGAGCUCAUACACACCCACCCUGUGCCUGGCUGAUGCUGACAGCGACCGGUUCAGUAGUAGUUCUGGCAGUACUCCAAUGGGAAGUAUGGAAUCUUUGUCCUCUCACUCCUCCGAGCAGAACAGCUCCUCCAAGACGGGAUCUUCUCCGCCUCCCAAAAAUGACAAACCAGGACCGGCACCGGGCCAGCGUCAGUCCCCACCUCAGCUCUCUUCAAACGGGCCGCGAGGCCAGGCCCUCUGCCUCAGCAGCCCUGAGUCCAGCUCCAGAGAGGACGCGGGCCGGACAGACGGAGACUCGGAGGACUCCCGUAGCCUCUCUUCUGUGACUACCACCACAAGCAAGCACUCCCCCGCACCAAAGAAAGCUCCUCACUGUCUAACAACAGUAACAACCAAAGCCCAGCUCAACCGAUCAGCAGCACCCUCGCUCAGGUCACUGCAGGUCCCUGAAGGUAACAGAAGCUGUAUGGGGUCUGUGCAGAGUCUGGUGUCCAUGGAGAAGAAGGACAGUUCCAAACCUGCAGCGCACCCCGACCUCCCCCCAAAACUAGUCCUCCGGCACAAGCAAGACAGCAGCGCUAGCAACGGCUACCAAAGACCAGGCUCAGUGGUUGCAGCCAGGGCCAUGCUGUUUGAAAACCCUUCAGCAACUAAGUCAGCACCAGUAGGAAGAGAUGCCAAAGCCAUGUAUUCCUGCGAGGCUGAGCACAGCCAUGAGCUGAGCUUCCCCCAGGGGGCGCACUUCUCAAAUGUGUAUCCCUCUGUUGAACCAGGCUGGCUCCAGGCUACCUAUGAGGGUAAAACAGGCCUUAUUCCAGAGAACUAUGUGGUGUUCCUCUGAUCUGCCCUGCCAGACAGACUAAACAUUUCAUGGUAUCCAUGGAUUACAUAGAUUUCUGAAGCAACUAUUGCACAAAGCUUUUUAACAAGUAGUGUGUGUGUGUGUGUGUGUGUGUGUGUGUGUGUGUGUGUGUGCGUGCGCGAGCACGCAUGCGUGCAACACCUGUGCAUGAUUAAUACUGAGUGGAAUGAGGAAAAGUCGAGACAGCCUAUGAUGUGGUACAUAAUUCAUAGAGAUAUGAAGCCAAAAUGAAUGAGACUGAACUUUUGAGUGAUAAUAUGUUAGUAUGUUUUAUACAACACCUACAUGAUAUCUACACACACACACACAUAGUAUUCACACACAAGCUUAGACACUAUGUUGUCACUGAGCAGUUCCACACAUAUAAUAGUUUUAUGGUAGGUAUUGGAACUGACCCUACUGAUAACAGUCUAUCUUUGUGAUCAGUAAAGAGACAUGAGGGUUCAUAUGUGUGGUGGUGUGUGUGUGUGUGUGUGUGUGUGUGUGUGUGACACCUGGGCCCUGCUGAUAUCAGUUAUACAGCACCAGUACAGAGCACAAAAGUAUAGAGGACUCAU
Messenger RNA from Chanos chanos (milkfish), 3343 nucleotides. It is a transcript of the gene arhgap42b, whose product is annotated as Rho GTPase activating protein 42b. The coding region runs from base 105 to 2765 and encodes 886 amino acids. The transcript has 24 exons. Gene Ontology annotation, cellular component: cytoplasm. The record is from RefSeq and is a predicted model, not a curated record. NCBI's taxonomy places the organism in Eukaryota, Metazoa, Chordata, Actinopteri, Gonorynchiformes, Chanidae. Gene Ontology annotation, molecular function: protein binding; GTPase activator activity. Gene Ontology annotation, biological process: signal transduction.